Messenger RNA from Lottia gigantea (owl limpet), 381 nucleotides. RefSeq lists its product as hypothetical. NCBI's taxonomy places the organism in Eukaryota, Metazoa, Mollusca, Gastropoda, Lottiidae. The transcript has a single exon. The record is from RefSeq and is a predicted model, not a curated record. The annotation marks the transcript as partial.
AGUUAUUCCACUGUCCUAGCAGACGACAAUCCAGCUUGCUACCGACUGAGCUAUUCUACUGUCCUAGCAGACGACAAUCCAACUUGCUACCGACUGAGCUAUUCCACUGUCCUUGCAGAUGACUAUCCAACUCACUACCUACUGAGCUAUUCCACUGUCCUAGCAGACGACAAUCCAACUUGCUACCGACUGAGCUAUUCCACUGUCCUUGCAGAUGACUAUCCAACUCACUACCUACUGAGCUAUUCCACUGUCCUAGCAGACGACAAUCUAACUUGCUACCAACUGAGCUAUUCCACUGUCCUUGCAGAUGACUAUCCAACUCACUACCUACUGAGCUAUUCUACUGUCCUGGCAGACGACAAUCCAACUCUCUACUGA